Acaulospora morrowiae is the source of this 123-nucleotide messenger RNA. The record is from the annotation of a GenBank genome assembly. NCBI's taxonomy places the organism in Eukaryota, Fungi, Glomeromycota, Glomeromycetes, Diversisporales, Acaulosporaceae.
AUGUCAGCUUCAAUAGUGGAGAAAGUUGUUGAUCUAUCUGUUGUUGCUUCGUCAACUUCAUCUGUUCAGGAGGUUGGAUUUAUAGGGAGAGAGGAGUUAGUUAGUUCAGAUUGGCUUGGAUUC